Messenger RNA from Baudoinia panamericana UAMH 10762, 2129 nucleotides. RefSeq lists its product as uncharacterized. The record is from RefSeq and is a predicted model, not a curated record. Gene Ontology annotation, cellular component: membrane. Gene Ontology annotation, molecular function: carbohydrate:proton symporter activity. The transcript has 8 exons. Lineage: Eukaryota; Fungi; Ascomycota; Dothideomycetes; Mycosphaerellales; Teratosphaeriaceae. Bases 138 to 1745 code for a protein of 535 amino acids. Gene Ontology annotation, biological process: transmembrane transport; carbohydrate transport.
UUGAUAAAGAGCUCGAGGCCUGACCUGCUUACGCUGAUCUUGAGCGUCUCCCCUCUGCUAUCGCGUCUCUCUUCCCUCCCUUCCUCCGUACAGUCAGUGAGCCAUUCUUGUCUGAGUGAAGGGCAACGACAGCUAUCAUGGAUCCACUUGACGACAAGAGCCGAGCGGCUCACGUCGAGAUGGACGACUACACCAUGGCCAUGGACGAGAAGAAGGGUGUCGCCGAUUACAAGGCGGAUGCCAUCGAAGCAGAAAAUGCUGAGCACAACAUGACCGUGAUCGAGGCGGUGCGAGCUUACCCGAUGGCCACCUUCUGGGCGUUUGUCAUGUCUUCGACCAUUAUCAUGGAGUCAUACUGUGUUUUCCUCAUCGGCAACUUUCUCGGCCUCCCUGCCUUCACUACCCGUUUCGGCAUUCCUGACCCUACCGCAACAACUUCCGGUGGCUACGUCGUCGCCUACAAGUGGCAAUCGUCACUUCAAGUCUCAGGCCAGCUUGGUGCACUGGUCGGCGUGUUCCUUGCUGGCCCUUUGACCAGUGCAAUCGGAUACCGCUGGGCCACCAUCCUUGGUCUUAUGCUCCUCAACUGCUUCAUCUUCGUCUUCUACUUCGCCGAGUCUAUCGAGGUCAUCUUCGCUGCGCAAAUCCUCGAGGGCAUUCCGUGGGGUAUUUUCAUCGCCAACGCACCUGCUUACUGCUCUGAGAUUGUGCCCAUCAAGCUACGAGCGCCGGCUACCCAGAUGUUGCAAAUGUUCUGGGCUAUCGGGUCGAUCAUCGUUGGUGCCGUGACAUACCGUUACAACACUCUGCUCACUCCUGAUGCAUACAAGAUCCCAAUCGCGCUUCAAUGGAUGUUCCCAACACCACUCAUAAUUCUCAUGUUCCUUGCGCCAGAAAGCCCGUACUGGCUUGUACGGAAAGGAAAGCUCGAGCAGGCGGCAAAAUCGGUUGCGCGUCUUGGACGCAAGACACAAGUUAAUGCGAGCGAGACUGUGGCCAUGAUGCGGCGUGUCAUCGAACUUGAGAAGACCGACAAAUCGCCCAAUCACCUCGAACUAUUCAAGGGCACUGACCUUCGACGCACGCUUAUUGUCUGUGGUGUCUACGCGGCGCAGAAUCUCACUGGCAACUUGAUCGCUAACCAGGCCGUGUACUUCUUCGAACAGGCUGGCAUCUCAAACAACCUCGCAUUCGCAUUGGGGUUGAUCACCUCCGCCCUCCAAAUGAUCUUCGUCAUGCUCUCCUGGAUCCUCACUACCGUCAUGGGCCGACGCACCAUCUACGUGUGGGGCUCGCUCAUCAACACCUGCUUCCUGGUCGCUCUAGGCAUCGCGGCUUCAGUCGGGAAGAGCACUUCAGCUUCGUUGGCGCAGGCGUCUCUAGGCCUGAUCGUUUCCGUCGGCUUCACCCUCGGCCCUGCGCCCGCCUCAUGGGUUAUCAUCGGAGAGACUUCAGCUAUCCGUUUGAGGCCUUUGACAACCGGUAUGGGUCGUGCGGCAUACUACAUCGUCGAGUUCCCUUGCAUCUUCCUCGCCUCCUACAUGCUCAACCCUCAAGGCGGCAAUCUCGGUGGCAAGUGCGGCUACGUCUGGGGUGCUACAGGGUUCAUCUGUUUCGUCCUGGCCUACCUUUACCUGCCAGAGAUGAGGGGCCGGUCUUACCGCGAGAUUGACAUUCUUUUCAGACGUAAGGUUCCAGCUCGUAAGUGGACCAAGACGGAGGUUGAUGUCAAUGCGGACGAGUAAGCUGGCAAAUGACCGUCGAACAUGUUUCGGAGCGUGGUCAUCGCUAGGGCGUGAAGAGAAAGCAAGUGGAUAUGAAAAUGAUCAGACUUUAACGAGGCUACCUCGGCCGCAAUCACGUGCCACGACCCAACCACCAAAUGGCUGAAGCAAAAGCAGCGCGUCUUGCAAACCUCACUUAGCCCAAAACUGCUCACCUUGGUCAAGGUCAUGUUUGGUCUACUUCCGAGCUUUGAUCAAACACUUUUGCCGUUGGCCUCACCGCCCGGCGUUUCGCAGCCUUCCUCUGGCUUGUCUUACCAACUUCACAACGACUGCACUGCCUGCAAUAAGGUCUCUUUAUACUGGCGAAAGCUCAGAAUUGCGAGGCUCAGUCUUCAUCUUGUU